AGAGAAGCAAGAAGAAGUUUGUUAAAACCCAAAGUCGUUCGUGAGAGAAAGAUAAUCACAAACUGAAUCAAGAAGAAGGAAAAAAGAUCAAAUCUUUUAAGGGGUUUCAAUCUUGACUCCGUUGAUUUGAAGAGAGACCCUUUUGCCUUUUUUUUUUUUUUUAGAUUGAUUGAUUGAUAUUUGAUAACAAUGGUCGACAAAAGUGGUUACGAGUCUCCAUCAGAUAUAAUAAACCUUUCCGAUUCCGCGAAGAAGAAGAAGAAGAAGAAGAAGAAUAACAAGAAGAAGCCGUGUGAAGUAUGCGGAAGCGCUGCUAAUGAGCUUUUGGUUAUGACAUGCUUCAAGUGCAGAGACACAAGAGAGCAUACUUACUGCGCCAGGGUCAUCUUACAACGUGUUCCUCGUAUUUGGCUAUGUGAAGAGUGCCGUGAUUCCUCAUCUGCUAAUCCUCAUGUUAAAGAAGCUGCUCAGUUAUCAAGAACUAUGCAAGUGGAACAAGCUGCGGUUAACAAAGUUUCUAUUGAUCAAACUGUUCCAUUGUCAAGAACUAAGCUACUUGUGGAUAUCCAAGAUCCUAUCGAUCGAGCUGCUCCAUCAUCAAGAACUAUUCAAGCUGUUGAUAACGGAAUUUCGACUGAAGCUGCUCUGUCAUCAAGAACGAAUCAAGUUUUAUAUAACAAAGAUUGGAGUGAAGCUGCUCCAUCAUCAAGAACUAAUCAAGUUGUGGAACAAGUAGUGCCUGUUGUUGCUCAUAUUCAACAUCAGUAUACUACACAAGAGUCAACUCCAUUUUCACUAGAUGAUGAAACCCAUCUUUUUCACUUCAACUAUUCUUCAGUUUCUCGCCCUCCGUUGAUGAAAAAAAGAAGAAAGUGACUGGUGUCUUGAUUGGUCAAAAUAUUGUCCACUAGUGUUCACGUCAAUGCAUUGAUCUCUCCACUGAUUCCAAAUCUGACGACCAAAGGCCUCGUUUCAAAGAGAUUUGCGUUGUUAAAGAGUCAUAUGGAUUUAGGGGUUUAUAAUUGGCCAUAUUAGCUUAACUUUUUUCUUGUGUCACAAGUCAAUUUGCUAGUUGACUAAAAAUUGAGAUUGGACUUAUUUUAUUUUCAUUUGGAGUAGUCAU
Messenger RNA from Capsella rubella, 1123 nucleotides. RefSeq lists its product as uncharacterized. The coding region runs from base 190 to 876 and encodes 228 amino acids. The transcript has 3 exons. NCBI's taxonomy places the organism in Eukaryota, Viridiplantae, Streptophyta, Magnoliopsida, Brassicales, Brassicaceae. The record is from RefSeq and is a predicted model, not a curated record.